Molecule: messenger RNA, 468 nt
Organism: Darwinula stevensoni
Lineage: Eukaryota; Metazoa; Arthropoda; Ostracoda; Podocopida; Darwinulidae
Source: the annotation of a GenBank genome assembly
CACCGUUUCGAGAAACCCAGUGAGUUCAAACGGAUUCGGGAAGGAAGCAUGAAGUGCGCAAUACUUUUGCUGCUGCUGGGGAUGGUGUGGCUCAGCCGGGCUUAUCCCAUGGAUGAGAUCGAGGACGAAGGAGACUUCCUCGUUCGAAUCCGAAGGGAGGCGAUGAGUCCGGAUGCAGAUGCGGAUCCGGACGCUUUCCCCGACGCCUUCCCGGGCAGAAGCCAGGACAGCCUCUUCGGCUACAAGAAGACCAAGAAAUUCUAUAACGCUAAGAAUUUGGGCGCCUUCGGAUGAAACGCUUCAUGUCGCAUGAAGGACUUUCCUAUAUAUCUAUAUCUAUAUAUUUCUUUAUUCCUUUCCGCGUUAUCUUCUCCGUGCUGUGAAUGCGAUUCGGCCACCAUCCGAUGUCUUUCCUCUGCUUAGUCACUUGUCGUGCGCGAAGAAUAGAGAAUAAAAGCUUCAUUUCAU